AUGUCAAGGUCAGUUCGCCCAAAGCGUGCUGGGGAGGACUACUCUCGAACCCACCAUGCUGUGGCGGAUGAGGUCGACGGUCCCUCCUCCAAAAAGGCGCGCUUCGAUCUGCGCAAUCCGUCAGCCUUAGCCCCAGAUGAACUCGAAGAUGAUGCAGUACUAGAUGCCGAUGAGAUUGGUCGACGAGGGCAAGGUGUACGGCGCAACGCAGUCAAUUUGGACGGCUAUCAAUCAGACAGUGAUAACGAGGGCUAUGACAUUCGAGCCGAGGCAAGAGCGAAGGCCAAACGCCAAAAAGAGGACGAGAAGGAGGAGGAUGAAGACAUGUUCGCCGAUUUGAAAGAUGAUUUUGACGAAGACAGAGACGCCAAAGCAACCCCCCUUGACGAAGACGAGGCUUACAGGAUGAAUAAGAAAAAUGUGCGUUUCAUGGAGGAUGAAGAUAUUGUGGGUCAAGUAAAUAGGUCUCGCGGAGGUCGUGCUGUUCACGUCGACCUCACAGAUCGCAACGUUGGAAGAGCAGAGGAGGUAGAGAGUGAAAGCGAAAGCGAAGUGGAUGACGAGGAACGCGCUCGGGUAGAUACCGAAGUAGACGAAGAAAUUGGAGCUGGGGGCAAAAAGACCCAUGCGCCUCUGAUUGAUGCCUUCAAUAUGCGAACGGAGCAAGAAGAGGGCCGUUUCGACGAGCAAGGGAAUUAUAUCCGAAAAGCCAUUGAUCCAGACGCGGUUCAUGAUACAUGGCUAGAUGGUGUUUCCAAGACGGAUAUUCGUCGCGCAAAAGAAGCAGCUGAUAAAAGAGAGAACGAAAGACGUGAAAAGGACAAGGAAAAUGAUGGUGUUCUUACGGGAGAUUUACUCGGGAUACUUAUCAGUCACCUACAGCGUGGAGAAACGAUACUUGAAGCUCUUGCAAGGCUAGGGAAAGGAUUGCGCAAGAAGCCUAAAUGGCAAUCAAAGCAGAAGAACAAGCACAAAAAGACUAAAAAUGGAACAGAAACAAAGUUGGCUGAAGAUAUUGAAAUGACAGAAGAGAACCCAGAAGAGGUGUCUCGGAAGCAAGCCAUUGAAAAAGUCACAGGCGCAGCAGAUCUUCUCUUGACAAGAGGUCAAAUAGACAUCUAUGACCAAGAAAAGGAAGCAUUAACUCGCCAAUUCCGCCGUGAGACUGGAGAAGAUUGGGUCGAUUCUUCUGAAUCCAGCGCAAUUCAGGGCACGGAAGAAACUUCAAAUGUACCCAAAAUGUGGGAAUACCGCUGGUCGGAUGCUCGAGAUGGCGGUGAAACCCACGGGCCCUACGAUAGUGCCUUGAUGCAGUCCUGGAGUGAUGCUGGAUAUUUCGGAGAGGGAGUGGAGUUUCGUAAAGUUGGGGAUUCACAGGACAACUGGGCUCGUGUGACUUCCUUUUCAUGA
This is a messenger RNA of Talaromyces proteolyticus, 1410 nucleotides long. RefSeq lists its product as uncharacterized. Gene Ontology annotation, cellular component: U5 snRNP. The record is from RefSeq and is a predicted model, not a curated record. The transcript has a single exon. Lineage: Eukaryota; Fungi; Ascomycota; Eurotiomycetes; Eurotiales; Trichocomaceae. Gene Ontology annotation, molecular function: protein binding. Bases 1 to 1410 code for a protein of 469 amino acids.